Molecule: messenger RNA, 1802 nt
Organism: Perca flavescens (yellow perch)
Lineage: Eukaryota; Metazoa; Chordata; Actinopteri; Perciformes; Percidae
Gene: gpr173
Product: G protein-coupled receptor 173
Exons: 1
Coding region: 1-1164 (387 amino acids)
Biological process (GO): G protein-coupled receptor signaling pathway
Cellular component (GO): plasma membrane
Molecular function (GO): G protein-coupled receptor activity
Source: RefSeq, a predicted model, not a curated record
AUGGCUAAUGGAAACGAGAGCAGUGAAGGGCCUGCUGGGCCCAUGGCAGCAGUAGUAGCUACCGCAGAAGGAAUGGUAGCAGAGAGUCCUUCCUCGGCUGUCUCUACCUAUAUCAAACUGGUGCUACUAGGGCUGAUCAUCUGCAUCAGCCUGGUGGGCAACCUGGUGGUGUCGCUGCUCGUACUGCGGGACCGGGCCCUGCAUAAGGCACCUUACUACUUCCUGCUGGACCUGUGCCUAGCAGACACCAUUCGCUCGGCCAUCUGCUUCCCCUUCGUGCUGGUGUCUAUAAAGAACGGCUCGGCCUGGACCUACAGCGUGCUGAGCUGCAAGGUAGUGGCCUUCAUGGCAGUCCUCUUCUGCUUCCAUGCCGCCUUUAUGCUGUUCUGCAUCAGUGUAACACGCUACAUGGCCAUUGCACACCACCGCUUCUACUCAAAGCGAAUGACAUUCUGGACAUGUGUGGCAGUGGUUUGCAUGGUGUGGACACUAUCUGUGGCAAUGGCUUUCCCGCCAGUUUUUGACGUGGGCACCUACAAAUUUAUUCGUGAUGAGGACCAGUGCAUCUUUGAGCAUCGCUACUUCAAGGCUAAUGAUACGCUAGGCUUCAUGCUAAUGCUGGCUGUGCUCAUUCUAGCCACACAUGUUGUCUACAUGAAGUUACUUCUGUUUGAGUACAAGCACCGUAAGAUGAAGCCUGUCCAGAUGGUGCCGGCCAUCAGUCAGAACUGGACCUUCCACGGGCCUGGGGCUACUGGCCAAGCGGCAGCCAACUGGAUUGCGGGCUUUGGGAGGGGCCCGAUGCCGCCAACUCUGCUGGGAAUCCGGCAGAACUUGCACAACCAGAACCGGCGCCUAUUGGGCAUGGAGGAGUUCAAAGCGGAGAAACAGCUUGGCAGGAUGUUCUACGUGAUCACCCUGCUAUUCUUGGUGCUCUGGUCUCCCUACAUAGUGGCUUGCUAUUGGAGGGUGUUUGUCAAGGCUUGCACAAUACCACACAGGUACCUUUCCACCACCGUGUGGAUGAGUUUCGCCCAAGCCGGGGUCAACCCUAUUGUCUGUUUCUUCCUUAACAAAGACUUGAAGAAAGGGCUCCUUUCCCACCUACCAGCCUGCUGCAGGACUAAACCUCAUCUGCCACGAGAGCCUUAUUGUGUCAUGUAAGCAGAGAUGAUGAUCUAAACCUGGAGAAAUAACAAGGGACAGGCAACAGCUGUGUUGGGGGAGCGUUUGCUUGAGCUGUUGUGGCGUUUGAUUAAAUGCAAGCUACUUGUAAGCAGUGGGUGUAAACUAGUGAGUGUAAUGGUUAAAACACUGGAAUGGUAAGCAUGUAUUUCCAUCUACCAACCCCUUUUCACUUAAAACAACAGCAUACAUGGAGUCAGACCUUGACUUUUGAUAACAAGAGAAAAAUUACUUUAAUAGCAAAACAUGCAGUUAUAAUGUAUUGUAUGUAUGUGUCAUUGGGGAAACCAAGCCAGACAAAACAGCCACAUAUAAAUUACAUAAGUGCUUCAAUGAGAAUAUAUAAUUUGCCAAUUCAAAAAAAAUCUUGGAUUGACACAAAAUAUAUUUGAGUUAGUUUUGGUGACAAAAAGAUUCCUGAGGACAAAGAAGCAACGUUUCUAGACUAAAUCUAAAUUUCACUAACAUGUCGGAUAGGGAUGUCACGAGAACCAAUACUUUGGUACCAAGUCAAUAACAAAAUUCUGAACACCCGCCUGUACUUUCUACAGUACCGCAUGUACCGAGAUGAAAUUCUUCCGGACCUGACCCAGGCAGCAUAUAUAUGCUACAAGUGU